Molecule: messenger RNA, 1991 nt
Organism: Sardina pilchardus (European sardine)
Lineage: Eukaryota; Metazoa; Chordata; Actinopteri; Clupeiformes; Clupeidae
Exons: 7
Coding region: 1-1068 (355 amino acids)
Source: RefSeq, a predicted model, not a curated record
AUGAGUUUUGUAGAGAAGAAUCCACCAGCAGCUGAGAUGGAGACGGGAUACGACAUGUGGUUCGGCACGAAAGAAGGGCGGCAGAUCCUGAAGCACUUGGCGUGCGUCUGCCUAGCCUCGCUUAGCUUCACGGCAUCUCUGCCCUUCAUUUGCUGGGCCCGCGGCCCAAGCCUUCCAGGUGUGUUUGAGACAACCAAAGAGAAUAUGUCCAAUGCCUUCCCCAUUGAGAUUAGCAUGGACAGAUGGGCAGACUACAUGGACAUUGCCGUUCCAAUCUUCAGCAUGGUUGUUCUCUAUUUUUCACUUUCUCUGGUCCUCAAAAGUAAUGACUUUGGCCCAGUUUGCUGCAACCCCGAGGUCCACCCUCCCCGCUUCUAUUUGACUUGGCCUGUGAUCUGUGUCACACACAUAGGUGGACUCUUUCUUUGGGAUCGAGGAGAGAUCCUGCAAGCCUUCUGCCUGAGGAUGUUUCCUCCGAUGCUUGGCUUUUAUAUGCUGUCUGUUUCUUACACCAACUUGCAACGCUACAGACCUUGGCUCCAUAUCACCUCCUCAAGACUCGCCUGGUUCACUUACUACACAACACAAAACAGCUUGGCCGUGUCAGCUUGGUGGAGUCUGAUUGAAGCUCUGAUUAAUCUGGGUGUCGUGCUGAAGUACACCAUUGGCCUGCAAGAUCCACUCGUCAGCUGUGUGGUACUCACUCUACUCUUCCUGGCCAUGCUUCUAUGGUUUAUCCUUGAGACCUUUGUGUUCAUGAAUUAUAUCCACAAAACGUUCACGGUGUACCCCGUUAUAAUCGUGGGACUGGGAGCGAUGUUUACCAGAGGAUACCUAUUUCAUGAUAUGGCCCCCAGCACCAUUUACUGUGGAUUCCUGAUGCUGGUGGCAACAGCGAUGAACUGCGUCAUGUUGUGCAGGCAAUGCUGUGACUCCAGACUUCAGUCCUCGGAUUCUACUCUCAAACUGGCGUCGUCCAUGCCAGAGCACUGCCCAUCAGUGAGCCAGACAGUAGACAGACUGGGUAUGCAGGGAGGUCAUAAGGAAUAUGGCGUAAGAGUUCAGUGAUUACUUCUGACUCCACAAAGGGGAGAUGUGUAAUGGUGACUCUGUGGUAAUUAUCUUGGGUGAUAUGGGGUCAGUGCCAGGCUGUAACCCUCUGUAGCGGUUUCCCGUCGGAUAUACUGUAGGUGGGAUACUUUUGUCUGCUUUUCCUUUUUUUGAGAAGCUCAAAAUGAAGGUGAAGAAGAUGCCACUGAAAUACAUCUGGGCAAUUACAUUGAGGCAUAUUAAUGCCAAAUGCCAAAUCAAUUAACCCCUAUUAGAAACCUGGUGACCUUCACAAUGACCCUGACAAUGAGGUGAAUAGAUUCUUACAGCGACAGGGUUUUCCGCUCAUUUGUCUUCCAUUGGGCUUCUCCAUCACUUGGUAACAGCUCAACUCGACUCUACUCCUUUUUUAGGUUUUCCAUUAGCGAAAACUGGCACUAUUUUUGGGAUCACCUCUGUUGAGGUUCCAAGCGAGCUGAGAUGAUACCAAAAGGUGAUGUUGUUGUGAUGUGAUGGUGAAGUUGUUUUGCUAUGGCAAUCGGCUAGCUUAUGGGGGUACUUUUUUGCAGUGGAAAACGAACACCUGGUACCAAAAUCGUGUAGAGUCGGAUCGAAUUGAGCUGAUACAAUGAGAAAGCCCCAAAAGUGACUAGACAGAUGGUCAGAGAACUGUCUACACAUGUCAGAGAAGAACAGACAUCAGUGUUAGAAUCAGUUGUUCCUCAUCUCAAAUAUUAUUUCAGUUUGCAUGGUACAGACAAACCCUGGUGUUCAUGAUGACUCCUUUUACAUAUUAUCUUGAUUGACAGGUGUCUCAGAUAGUAAUGAAUGUAAUGUCGUUUUUUUUUACUAUUGUUUUUUCCUGCUUUGUAAAUGUUGUAUUCUCUCUGAAUUUGUUGUAAAUGCAUGGCUUAAAUAAAGUACAGUAUGUUUGAUGUGUA